UAUACAGAUACAUCCAUGACUCAUUCAUAGACAUAAAUACGUAUAUAUGUCUAUGAUAUACUACAUAUCAUAUAAGUAUAUCAGCAAAGAGCAGCGAACAGGCUGAAUGUGGAGAGUUAGUUAAGCCCAAGGACGGAUACAGACAACGGGUGGGCCUUUUAUAAAUGCGUUUAAUAGUUUAUCUGCUGAUUGUUUCGAGCUUCAAGACGCUGACUUUGACACAGUGAUAUUCUGUCAAAAUAAAUAGAUCCAACCAUGCCUCUCCAGUUUGUGUAUAACAACCAGGACUUUGUCGCAGAUGUGCAUCGGAGCAGUGGAAACAGACUUUCAUCACCGCAAGCAAAGUUUGACACGACCAUCCAAGCCGGCUGGUCAGACAGGAUGAACAAGGGUCUCUUCCGCUACCAUCUGGGUGACCUACAAACACGUAUCCUGCCGGGCCCUCAUGACUAUGUGGCCCAGCUCAAUAUUCAAAGAGGAUUACAGAGGAGAAAGCCUCAGGAGAUACUGAGCAUUAAGCAGGAGUUCAAUGCCAAGCAGUUUAAUUUUAACAAAAUCAAUCCAGAAGAAGUCAUAUUUGAGAUGAUAAAGGAUGGUGAGGAAGGAAAUGAAAAUGGACAGUUGCAUGCACAUCCCUGCAGGAUGGCCGUGCUGGUCAAUGUCAGCCCUUUGGAAUUUGGACAUUGUCUCUUUGUUCCAGAUCCUUCACGCUGUUUCCCACAGGUCCUGACGAGUUUUGCCAUCCAGGCUGUUAUUGAAUCUGUGCUCUUGAGCUCCGAUCCCAGCUUCCGUGUGGGGUUCAAUAGUCUCGGAGCAUUUGCGUCGGUCAAUCAUUUACACCUGCAUGGGUAUUACCUGAAUCAUGAGCUCAAGAUAGAAUCUGUGUCAGUCAAGCCGCUGGUUCCUGAAAAGGGGUUUUAUCGCUUGUUGGACUUUCCUUCAGGUUUUUGCUUUUACACGGAAUCCGAGUGCGUGGAGAAAGUUGCCAGAGCCAUUUGUCGAGUCACAGACUUUCUUGUGGACCGUAAUAUUGCUCACAACAUGUUCUUGACUAGAGGAUGUCCGCCCUGUGAUCGCAUACAGAACGAAAAGGAUCACUUCUCAAGAAAAGGUGUUCGCAUCGCUGUAUGGCCCAGAACUUCAUGCUUCGGUGCCAAGGAGGAGUCUGCCUUUAAUGUUGCCCUCUGUGAGCUGGCUGGACACUUACCAUUUAAGAACAAGAAGGACUAUGAGGUCUCUACUGAGAAAGAUGUAAUAGAUAUCAUCCAGAGGUAUCUUCUGGCUGAUGCAGAGUUUCACACGUUGGAACAGCAGCUUACUUGUCUUUUAAUGGAUUCAUAAUGCGUGGACAUUAAAUCCUGAGCCGAAGUUCAAAUCAACUAGGUUAGAAGCUACACAUUCUUCACACAUCCUGACAUGUGUUUGUGUUUUUGUUGACAUCAAUUUAAACUGGGGGAGUUUUGCUGAAUCUCCUUUCCUGCACUUGUCCUGUGCACAAAAAUACCUUCUUACAUAAAUAUAUUAUCAGUGAGAAUAUAUUUAAUGGACUAAUAGAUGUGCUGUAUUAAAACUGGUUUCAAAUCAAAUGUCAAAAGCAUUUUAUCUAAAAGUUGUUUUUGUCUUUAUUUGGUGAGUUGUGUAGGUGAAGCAAGUGAUUCCAGCAUUCCUGGCAUCGUUAAUGUUAUUUGUUUCACCUGUGAUUUUCCUGUGAAGUCAGAAUGUUGGUUGUAAAACAAACAAGUGUGUGUUAGAUUGAAAAGACUCCUUGGAAUGAAAAGAUUUUUUCUAGUGUCCAAGAUCACACCCUAUUUGUACAA
Molecule: messenger RNA, 1817 nt
Organism: Cottoperca gobio
Lineage: Eukaryota; Metazoa; Chordata; Actinopteri; Perciformes; Bovichtidae
Gene: gdpgp1
Product: GDP-D-glucose phosphorylase 1
Biological process (GO): glucose metabolic process
Cellular component (GO): cytoplasm
Molecular function (GO): GDP-D-glucose phosphorylase activity
Source: RefSeq, a predicted model, not a curated record